Molecule: messenger RNA, 645 nt
Organism: Penicillium cosmopolitanum
Lineage: Eukaryota; Fungi; Ascomycota; Eurotiomycetes; Eurotiales; Aspergillaceae
Exons: 3
Coding region: 1-645 (214 amino acids)
Molecular function (GO): acyltransferase activity, transferring groups other than amino-acyl groups
Source: RefSeq, a predicted model, not a curated record
AUGCCUCUCGCAAGUAAGCACAAUCUGAAUCUCGAUGCUGCCGACCCAUCCGACGCCGAAGCUAUUGGGAAUCUUUUUUUUGCUGGCUUUCACGAUCAUCCCUACUUCCGCAAAAUGAUGCCAGAUACAUCUCAGGCUCGCAAAUGCUGGACAGAUCAUAUAAUAUACUGUCUUCAAGAUCCUUACACUAUUGUGCUUAAAGUGACUGACUCUGACGUCAACAAGAUCGUCAGCAUGGGACUCUGGCUAAAGCCCAAGAAGGAAGAGGAUCGGCAUCAACCAGGGUAUGAGGAAGGGCGAAUUAAGUAUACAAACGAUUUUAUGGCCUGCUGUGACGAAGAAACUGCCACCGCUCUAUUUGGAGCAUUCGAAAAGAACAGGGAAGAUUUCAUGAAUGAUCGCCCCCACUAUUCCGAGGCUUACAAAGGACAAGGGGCCGGAAGUCUCAUCUUGCAACACGGCUGUGAACUAGCCGACAAGGAUAAACUAGAAUGUUAUAUUGAUUCGAGCCCUCGAGGUAAACGGGUUUAUGAGAAGUUUGGUUUUGUGUUCACCAAGUAUGUACCACUACCUAUGCACUAUAAGUAUCACUUUGGAGUGAGAAGACCGCAGACGGAUGCAGAUGAAAGUUCUUCCCAGGCUUAA